AAAUCACAAAAUCUCAAGAAUAAAAUCUACCUUACAAAAGGAUGAUAAAAUCUAAAAUUUAUAUCCAAUUAGAAUGACUAGCCUUCUACCUCGUCACUCCCCUUGGUUUCCCCGUCCUCGGUUUCGCUUCCUGAAAUGGUGGACAAAGAAAAACUAUGAGAUAACUCAGUGUAACUAUGGAUCGAGUUGUCUUAAACACUGAUGUGGAUUAUCAAUGGCUUGCGCCAGAGAUGAGGGCACAAGUUGAAGUAGUAACUAUCUUGCUAGCAGAAAUUGAUAAUGAUGAACUUGAACGAUUUCAAGCAGUCAUUGAAAGGAUCAAAUUAAAGAAGACUAUAGUAGAACAAUUAAAUAUCACUUGUCAAUGGUGUGGAUGUGACCAUUUUAGUUCUGAUUGCUAUUUUAAACGAUCUAACAAGUGUGUUGAUUUUUCUGGUGAUUUUUAUAGCCAACAGUAUAAUUCUUAUCCCAAUGCAUGUAAUGUUGAUCCAAACACCUCAUGGAAUAAUGAAGAUAUAUUGGAGCCACAAUCAAGGCUUCAAGCUCAAGAAAAGGAGUUGUGUUUGGAUAAAAACUUAGAAACUCAAUCAAGUCAUUUGCUCAACUUAGUUGCUGAAGAGAUACAAGGUGAGUUACCUAGUGCAACAAUGAAAAAUCAAGAAGAAAAGGUAACCACCUUACCCUUGGAGAUUGGAGGACAACUUGGAGAAGUAGAAAUUAUGCCUACAGAAACUAAACAAGAGGAUGUCCCUAAGGAGGAAGAGGAAAAAGCUCAAGUGUCAUUUGAAGUGUUCAAUGGGGAGUCUCCUUUAACCAAAUCUGAUUUUAAUGAUUAUUUUGUUAUUGAUAUGAUUGAUGAGAUUUUGCAGAAAAACACUUAUGAGGAUCCAUUUGAGAUUUACUUUAUUCAAGCAAAGAACCCAAUCAAAAAAUACAUAAAUUGCUUGAACACAUCAUCUUCCUUGGAAUCCAAGGGGGCACUCCUAGAAGAAUUGGGAAGGCACAUCUACUGGCCUAAACCCAAACCACCUCAAAAUAGUCAUUGGAGAAAAUCUUGUGGUGGAUUCAACUUAAGGGCAAGAAAGCCAAGAUUUAGGAAAACGAGAGGACAUGCCCUACAACCUGAUCCAAAACCACCUUGGAGUGGUAGAAAGUCUAGUUAAUGACUAUAAAUUAAGCGCUUCUUGGGAGGUAACCCAAGCAUAAAAUUUUUCUUUUCUUUAAUUUAUUUUUCUUUUAUAGUUUAGCUUUUCUUUUAAUUUUUUUCUUUUUCUCUUUAUGGCCUAGGUUAAUGCAUAAAUUGUUGUUCUUUGA
Messenger RNA from Rubroshorea leprosula, 1314 nucleotides. Lineage: Eukaryota; Viridiplantae; Streptophyta; Magnoliopsida; Malvales; Dipterocarpaceae. The record is from the annotation of a GenBank genome assembly.